CGUUCCUUUUCUCGGCCGCCAUAGUUGUUGGCCAACACAUUUGUAAAGUUAGUGACACAAUCCGGUGUCAUCGGAACUUCACGAGUAAUUGCGAGUAAGAAUGACAGAGCAAUUAACUCACAGGGGUACCCUUAAAGGCCACAAUGGCUGGGUUACCCAAAUCGCGACCACUGCGAUGUUUCCGGACAUGAUUCUUUCGUCGUCCCGAGACAAGACCGUGAUCAUGUGGAAGCUGACGCGCGACGAUACGAACUACGGCGUCCCGCAGAAAGCCCUUCGCGGCCAUGGUCACUUCGUGUCCGACGUCGUCAUGUCGUCCGACGGCCAGUUCGCCCUCUCCGGAUCGUGGGACGGCACUCUGCGCCUCUGGGAUCUGAGCACUGGACAGACGACCCGUCGCUUCGUCGGCCACACGAAGGACGUGCUGAGCGUGGCGUUCUCCGCCGACAACCGGCAGAUUGUGUCGGCGUCGAGGGACAAGACCAUCAAGCUGUGGAACACACUCGGCGCUUGCAAGUACACCAUCCAGGAGGAAGGCCACACUGAGUGGGUGUCUUGCGUGAGGUUCUCGCCUAACAACAACAAUCCGAUCAUCGUCUCGUGCGGGUGGGACAAGUACGUGAAGGUGUGGAAUCUCGUUAACUGCCGACUGAAGACGAACCACAUCGGCCACACGGGCUACCUCAACACUGUGACCAUGUCGCCCGACGGCUCCCUCUGUGCUUCGGGAGGCAAGGACGGCCAGGCGAUGCUGUGGGAUCUGAACGAGGGCAAGCACCUGUACACGCUCGACGGAGGAGACAUGAUCAAUGCUCUCACCUUCUCCCCGAACAGAUACUGGCUGUGCGCCGCCACCGGACCCAGCAUCAAGAUAUGGGAUCUCGAAGGAAAGGUCGUCGUCGACGAGCUCAAGCCGGAGAUUCUCUCCACUACGAUCGGCUCGAAGACUGCUCCUCCGCAGUGCCUCUCGCUCGCGUGGUCCGCUGACGGGCAGACGCUGUUCGCAGGCUACACCGACAACGUCAUCCGCGUCUGGCAGGUCACCAUAGGAACCCGAUAGUCGUCGUUGUCGUCGCGGCAACCGCGUUGAGUUUUGUCUCGCGCGGCGGGGAGUGGGUGUUCGGCGUGUCUUGAUGAGUGUGGGAGGCAGACGCACAACGUGCUAACGCGAGUCGUCUCUGUAUCGCUGGCAGUCGCCGUUGUUGUAAAAUACCCGUGGCGUGUGUGCGAGAAAAAUAAUUAUGAUAAUAAUAAAAAAAAACAUCUUCAGUGACCUAGGAAA
This is a messenger RNA of Priapulus caudatus, 1282 nucleotides long. Its product is annotated as guanine nucleotide-binding protein subunit beta-2-like 1. Gene Ontology annotation, cellular component: nucleus; cytosol. Bases 101 to 1060 code for a protein of 319 amino acids. Lineage: Eukaryota; Metazoa; Priapulida; Priapulimorpha; Priapulimorphida; Priapulidae. Gene Ontology annotation, biological process: positive regulation of protein phosphorylation; rescue of stalled cytosolic ribosome. Gene Ontology annotation, molecular function: translation regulator activity; ribosome binding; protein kinase C binding. The record is from RefSeq and is a predicted model, not a curated record. The transcript has 7 exons.